Messenger RNA from Medicago truncatula (barrel medic), 1588 nucleotides. RefSeq names its product pre-mRNA-splicing factor syf2. NCBI's taxonomy places the organism in Eukaryota, Viridiplantae, Streptophyta, Magnoliopsida, Fabales, Fabaceae. Gene Ontology annotation, cellular component: catalytic step 2 spliceosome; Prp19 complex; post-mRNA release spliceosomal complex. The record is from RefSeq and is a predicted model, not a curated record. Bases 388 to 1320 code for a protein of 310 amino acids. The transcript has 6 exons.
UUUAUUUCAAAGUUAAUUUUCUCUCUCUUCACCAAAGAAAUCUGGAAAACUCUCUCAUUACCCUAGCCGCCGCCUCCUCCCUCCUUCAGUGUGUCUCCGGCGGUCGUUACAUUGAUCCACCAUCUUCAUUUUUGAAAAUCCAUCACCAUAAAAAGAGUCCCCUCCAUCUUCUCUACAAAACCCAUUUAAAAAUAUCAGGAACGGACAAUCUUCGCCGGUGACCACCACGCCGGGAAAGAGCUUACGUGUUUUCAUCCCGAUCUGGGUCAGAAUUUUUACACAAACACUUAAACCUGGGCUGUUGUCUUCAUCAAGGCUGGGGCAUUAAUAGGAUUUCCACAACAUCUUCUCUUCUUAUAUUAAGAGAGAUUAUUCAGAUUUCUCAACAUGUCUGACGACCGUGAUGUGCAUCCUGAUUGCCGGAACGCCAGUAAUCCUUUUCACGAAUGUACUGAUUACUGCUUUAGAGUCAUCGCUCAAGCCAAACUCACUCAAUCUGUAUCAGAAGUUUCACAAGCUAGCGGCAGCAGUCACCAUGAGCAAGCCAUCCCAGAUGAGUUGUCUCCUGAUGAGGGGAUGCAUGAUGAUGGACCAAAGCCUGAUGAAAAUUCUGAUAGUGAACCUGAUCAGCCUGCUCCAGAGAACAACGAGGAUGGCUCUUUCCCAAAACUCUCUGCCAGACAGAAAAAGUGGAUGGAGUUGAGAGCCAAAAUGCAAGAAGCAAAAAAACGUAAUCAAAUUGAAAUGGCAAAUGAAAAAAAGAGGAUGGAGGCUCCAACAGAGUCUAGGGGUGUUUCUAAGCAGAAGUGGCUUGACGAUAGGAAGAAAAAGAUUGGAAAGCUUCUUGAUGCAAAUGGACUGGAUAUGACAAAGGCAUAUAUGCUUGACACACAAGAGGCUGCAGAAGAGAAAUACAAGAAAUGGGAGAAGGAUCCUGCUCCAUUCGGCUGGGAUGUUUUUAAUCAAAGGACAUUGUACAAUGCAUACAAAAAGCGGACCAAGAACAUUGAGGUCGAUGUAGAAGAAUACAAUAGAAUGAAAGAAGCUGAUCCAGAAUUCUACCGUGAUGCUUCAAGUCUCCAGUAUGGAAAGGCACCAAAAACCUCAGAGGAUAAGAUUGACAGGAUGGUACAAGAACUUAAGGAUAGGGAUGAGAAACGCAGGGCAUUUAGCAGGAGAAGAACAUUUCGUGAAGAGAAAGAUGUCGACUCGAUUAAUGACCGCAAUGAGCAUUUCAACAAGAAGAUUGAACGGGCCUUUGGUAAAUACACAUUGGAGAUUAAAAAUAAUCUCGAGCGAGGAACUGCAUUGCCCGAUUGAGGCACUUGCUUUUGCUGUGGUGCGUUGUAUUCUUGUUGUUAUUCUGAUGCUGGAAAGUUUAAAUGGUGGAUUGCAUUCUCUGGAGUUUUUUUUUAUCAGAUGUAACAUUAUAGGCUAAUAUAUUUUGCUAUGCACAUAUGGAGCGUUGUGGAGUACCUUUUUUUUUUUUGGUACAACUUGUGGAGUACUUUUAACUUCAAACACUAAAUGCUUGCUUCAGACAUGUGUUCUUUUGUAGCACUCUUUUCGUUCAUAUGUCUUUAGUUGA